CCCUGAUGAUUUAUCUCGAUUCACGAUAGUUGACAACAGUUACCAUGCGCAGCAUCGUGCACGUCACGUUUCUAACAAAACAUGAGUCAUACACAAGUAGAGCCUCGGACGGGCCCUGAUUUAAAAAAUGACUGAAUAUCCUGUUUUACCACCAGAGGUUAUUUCACUGAUCCUGGAAUUCCUCCCGUUCAGAGAACGGCUAGCUACCGCUGCUGUAUGCAAACAGUGGUACGAUUUGGUUUACGGAACCAAGUUUUGCCGUCAGCGGCUGGUUUUACGCGUGGAACCCGGCAAUAAUCUGGUGCAACUUCAGCAGAACAACAGCUUACUGCUCCAGCGAUGUCGCGCGAUGCAACUGCAGCUCAGCGGAAUAGACGACGAGGGUAUCGUUUUGCUCAAGGACUUACUGAUGGCGAAAGCUGCGAUGUUGCGAUUGUCGGUUGUUGGGAGUACUCGGGAGUUGAAAUCAAUCUUGGAAGAUACGCUUCCUGGUUUGGACCAGUUGAUCGGGUUGGAAAUUGAAUUAUUGGCGGAGCCAAGCUCGGAGCUGGAAGAAGUGACUUCAGGUGAACUCGGGGAGGUUCCUUCAGAAAAUGAAGAAGACCGUGUCCUAAACAUGAUAAGCGAUUGUGGCGGAGCUUCUACUUUCAUAACAACAUUGAACCUAGCCAAUAGUAGCAUUAAGUAUCUUGCACUAAAAGAUACAAAUUGUGAUCAUACGUAUAUCGAUGGAAACUUUCCGUCAUUGACAAAUGUUUCAAUGCGUAAUAGUGUUCUUUGUUCGGCGUCCGAUGAUGCAUUCGAUUUUGAAGAGUUGAGUUUAUCACAUUUUGAUGGUAGCACGGAAAGCGACGACGAACCAGUUUCCGACGAAAUGGCUCACUUGAAAAAACUUUGCCUCGCAAACACUAGCAUCGAUUCAAGAAUGUUAAGAUUUUUGGCACUGACCGAGCUACGUUUGGUCGAAACAAAAACAGUUUUCGCAUCGUUACGAGAUUCGAUAUCUGCGAUGAAGCAGCUUCUAAAGUGGGAACUGAUUGAUGUUACGUUUCAAGAAGACACGCUGCCAAACACAAGUUUCACCUCGGACAGUAUUACCAACUAUAAAUUUUACUGUGCAAAAGAUUACACAGUUCAAGUGGACUUUCCCAACUUGGAAUGCCUUUCCUACAUUUCUACCUCACAAGUUGCGCCCAAAAUGUUUGAACAGAUUUGGAUCAACCACCGGAAACUUCAACGAUUGUCGUUCGGUGUCUGCGAAGGACAAAUUGGCAAAUUCCUCACGAAGUCAUCCAUCGCCCACAUCAACAACCUUCCCACGCUAAAAAUCCUCCAACUCGUUCGGAUGUCUCUGGACAGCGCAGACUGGUCCCAGUGCCGCCACCGUAACCAACUUCAAAAGAUCAGACUCGUUGGCUGCCCAAUCGAUGGCCGUGGCGCCCAACAACUUGCCGCGACCUUCCCCGAACUGCGUGAACUGUUUCUGGACCAUUGCCACCUGCGACAACCGACCGACGCGUUCGAAAUUGCGGAAAACUUUUCGGAACAGCAAGCCCUGAGGCGUCGAUUGGAACGUUGUCGCGUUUCGUACUACGAUUGUCACGUGGAAGAUUCGCUAGGUUCCUGUUGAAAUGAGUACACUGGAAGCAAUGUACACUGAUCAAUUCUCUACAAAAUCGGUAAUUUUUCUUUAAUUUUAAUUUUUGUAUUUUUUAAUCCGCUUGAAACCUUAUAGAUGCCUUUGGUAUGCCCAAAGAAGCCAUUUUGCAUCAUUAGUUUGUCCAUAUAAUUUUCCAUACAAAUUUGGCAGCUGUCCAUACAAAACUGAUAUAUGAAAAUUCAAAAAUCUGUAUCUCUUGAAGGAAUUUUUUGAUCGAUUUGGUGUCUUCGGCAAAGUUGUAGGUAUGGGUACGGACUACACUGGAAAAAAUGAUACAGGGUAAAACAAUUUUGGGGGAUUUUUUAUUUAACUUUUUGUCACUAAAUGUUUGAGGGAACAUCAAAUGAUUUUUUUUUAAAUUUCCAAAAUGGCAAAAAAAUCUUUAACCGAGUUAUACAUUUUUUAAGCAAUACUGAUUUUUUUUUGCAUUUUUUCAAAAAAUCGAAAAAUUGGUCGCAAAAUUUGUCAACUUCAUUUUUCGAUGUAAAAUCUAAUUUGAAAAAAUAAAUAAAUCAAUACUAACAUUUUAAAAGGGCCGAACAUUCAAUAUUACGCCUUUUUGAAAUGUUAGUCUUGAUUUAAUUUUUUUGAAAAUAUUGCUUUCGAAAAAAUCGGAAAAAUUUGACGAAUGUUUCAUAUUUUAAUCUAACCAUUAGUUGCUGAGAUAUCGAUAGUAGAAAAUGGUAGGUUGUUUGGGUGAGACUUGGAAAACAUCAAUUUUCCCAUUUUUUAAUCUUUGCACGGCAAUAUCUCAGCAACUAAAGUUCGUUUCAACAAAGUUCGAAAAAGCAAAAUAUAGAAAAUUUUCUCAGCUUUAAAUUAUUUUUUCAAAAGUGGGCAAACAUGGGCACUAAUCUAAAAAAUUAAUAAAUGCGACUAUUUUCAAAAAAGUUACCUAAAAAUGGCUUUAACUUGAAAACGGUGCACUUUAUGAAAAUUUCACUUAAGUACUUUUUUAUUGCAAAUUUGAUUUUACAUCCAAAAAUGAAGUAGAAAAAUGUUUGCGACCGAUAUUUCGAUUUUUGAAAAAAUAAGUAUUGAUUCACAAAUUCAUAACUCGGUCAAUGAUUUUUGGCCCGUUCUGGAAAUUUCUAAAAAGUUGUCAUUUAAAGCACAUUAGAAAAAAAAGAAAAAGUUUUUUUUUUGCAGAUCAAAUUUUGGUGACAAAAAGGGGAAAAAAAUCACAAAAAAAAAUUUACCGUGUAUCAUUUUUUUAGUGUAGACCUUAUCUAUACCUACGUUUUGCCGAAGACACCAACUCGAUCAAAAAAUUCUUUCAAAAGAUACAGAUUUUUUAAUUUCCAUAUAUCAUUUUUGUAUGGACUGGACAGCUGCAUUACAUGGACAAACAAAUGAUGCAAAAUGGCUUCUUUGGGCAUAUUAAAGGCACCAAAAAAGUUUCAGCCGGAUAAAAAUACAAAAAAAAAUCGAAUGACCUCAGAGAAUUGCUCCACUACUUAUUGUGUUGAAUAUAUUCUAGAUAAAUAUGACAAAAAGAUGUACUUUUGAACCUCUCAAGGAGCUUUUUUUGAUUACAUAAUGAUAAAUGAUAUGGUUUUAAGCAAAAUAGUUUUUAAGGAAAUUGAAAACGCAAAUUUUGACCACCCUGUUCUAGCUACGAUCACCCUAAUUGCCAAACAAACAAAGAACGGGUACCAUUACUUUUGCCAAGAAACUUACAAGCAUGGGCGUCCAUGCCGGGAAAUCCCGGCCAAAAUUUCCAGGACUUUUUUCAAAGCCAUCGAACAAUGUUUUGAAAUCAAGAAAAAUAAAAUAACUGAUAGUUUUAUUUAAAAAAAAAAAGCAAUAAAUUAAAAAAAAUACUUUAAAAAGUACAAUAAUACAUGAAUUAUUCAGAUAAUCAAACGAACAAUAAUAAUUAUAAUUAGUCCGUUGAUGUUACUGAUUGAAUUCGACCUUUGCAAAUAUGUUAUGAAGUUUAUGUUCCUUGACUUUGUCCAGUCCAGACUCGAUUAUGUGAAGGCCUCGGAAAAAAAUUCACUUCGGAUAAUCGAAUCACAAAAAAAAAUCCGUUGUCUUAUUUUUGAUUGGCCCAUAAACUACUUUGAAAUGAUUUAAAAUUUUAAAUCCAAGAUGGCGUCCAAAAUGGCGGCUAUGAAAUUUGGAAAAAAAAUGCUUUUUUCAAUUUAAUAGGCAGUCAACCUGUCAAAUUUGGCUAAAAUGGGGUCGCGGAAUUCGAAUUUGAUGUUAAAGUAAGAAAAUAAAAAAAAUAGGUUUUUUUUGUUCAUGAUUCGAUUAUUCGAAGUCCCAUACAAACCUUCAGAUAAUAGAACUUCGGAUAAUCGAUGCUAAAUAUGAUUAUCAACGCAGAAAAAAUGUACAUUUGAUUGUUUUUAGUUGAUUAGACUUCUAUUUCCACUAAAAUUUGAAAAUUCUCUGAUUUGUCGUGUCGAUUUUGAAAGACGACAUAGGGUAUAUGGCCCUAUUUUGGACCUACUAUGCAAAGCGUCAACACAUUUCGCAUGGUUUUCAGGAACGGUUUAACUAAUUUGGCUCGUUUCAGGAUUAUUUUGUGCCUUAAUUUAUGCUUAACAAAGUGUACUAUUGAAAAUUGAAAAUAAUUUAACCAUUUCAUUAUAAUAAGCAUUUCAAGUAAAACAUUUUUUGGAUGCUUUUUGGACUUAUUGAAUGUAUUUUGGAGACAUCGCUGAACCUAUUUUGGACCCACACUCUGAUUGGUUGAAAUUUGGACAACUAGAAUUGCGGCGUGCGGCGGCAACACGCACACUUACAAAAAACUCGGUUUGAUAAACCAAAGGGUCUAUCCACGAUUAUAAUUUGGAAAAUAUUUAUUUCAGAAAUUAAAUAAUUAUGAUAAAACAAUGGAUUUGAAUUUGAAAACGUGUUUUAAUUAUAUUGAAUGGAAACUCACGCAUCUUUAGCAGGUCUCUGUCCUAUUUACAAUUUGUGUAUUCUUACGACCUAGUUGUUCAAGCAUUAGAACAUAAAAGACAACCCGUUAUUAGUCGCAAUAAAAACACCUUAACUUAAAAUUAAAUGAAUGACAGAGAUACAUAACAAGUUACAAUGAAAAAUGGUUCUAAAUUUUACGCAGAGCUUAAGUUCGAAUAUGAUUAAACAAUGAAGAAAUUUUAGAGGGAGAUUAUAGCUUGUAACUUGGUGUGAAACAUUCUCAUCUGUCAUGUUAAACUUUACAGUUGCUUGACAAAAAGUUUAACUAUAUGUUGCACUUUUAAAAACAAUGUAAUAUUUGAAAAAAAUCAUUGUUUGAAUACCAGGGAGCCUUUGAUAGUCAUAGUUUGUCUUGUUAAAAGCAGAUUUGAGGUGUUCAAACAUUAGUUUUACUUCGAUCUUACCAUCACUUAGGAUGCUGAUAUAAUUUUUAAGAAAAUCAUUUAUGUCAAUAUUUAGUUAACUAUGUUUAAAAGCUUUUUAACAUCUUCUAUAUAUAAAAAAUUUCGACGGUUUUGUUCGAACGCGAAUCAUUUCACUACGGAGCGUCGGAUCGAGGUGCUCUUUUUUGCGUUGGGUUCGUAUAAGUCCAG
This is a messenger RNA of Culex pipiens pallens (northern house mosquito), 5187 nucleotides long. RefSeq lists its product as uncharacterized. Gene Ontology annotation, molecular function: protein binding. The record is from RefSeq and is a predicted model, not a curated record. Bases 128 to 1630 code for a protein of 500 amino acids. NCBI's taxonomy places the organism in Eukaryota, Metazoa, Arthropoda, Insecta, Diptera, Culicidae. The transcript is spliced from 3 exons.